AUGCUUGUUCCCAAUGGCAACACAUCCAAACAACUACCGGCCUUUUCUCCGAACUACACAACGGAACUCGAACCCCCUUCAGAAGCUUCAAUACCCAUUGAAUAUCAACGCUCUGCUAUCCUAUGUAUCAACGAUUUCGCAGCAAAAGAUCAAAUGUUCGGAAAGUUGGGUCGCCUCUUUUGGUCAGACCUGAUGGCCGCCUGUUUCUCCCAAACGAUGACGGCUUCUGAUUGUGACACGAAUGGCCUUGAGGCUAUCUGGCGUAUAAACAUCGUGAAUCAGGCCCUGCCAGAAUGCUGGCAACCUACCCCCAACAUGUUUGGUAGCCGAUUCAUGGCCGAAGUAACGGUCUUUCGAUAUCCGCAAAGCGGCCUCAAUCCAUGCAUCUGCUGGAAACUGAGGAAACUGUCGCCGCCUAAGCUUCAACCGACAGAACCCACCGGGCCAAUGUCGAAAAAGCAGGCACGCAAAAACAGAAGGACGAAGACUGCAUCUUCAGGAGCGUCUAGUGGGCCCCGAGACACUGCCGGAAAGCUCUACAAUCGAAGUUACAAACGGUCGUUACCCCAGAGAAUAAGGGAGAGACCUGGACUUCUGAGCACAUGGCCUUAUGGCAUGGAAACCACUUCUGAAGACGAUUACGCCAGAAGUCAGACAUGGCAGUGCCCACAGCAAAGGUGCCGAACCCUUCAAAAUGGGUAG
Messenger RNA from Trichoderma virens Gv29-8, 702 nucleotides. RefSeq lists its product as uncharacterized. NCBI's taxonomy places the organism in Eukaryota, Fungi, Ascomycota, Sordariomycetes, Hypocreales, Hypocreaceae. The record is from RefSeq and is a predicted model, not a curated record. The coding region runs from base 1 to 702 and encodes 233 amino acids. The transcript has 3 exons.